Messenger RNA from Pygocentrus nattereri (red-bellied piranha), 1986 nucleotides. RefSeq names its product STEAP family member 3, metalloreductase (gene steap3). The coding region runs from base 104 to 1615 and encodes 503 amino acids. Gene Ontology annotation, molecular function: cupric reductase (NADH) activity; ferric-chelate reductase (NADPH) activity. Gene Ontology annotation, biological process: copper ion import. NCBI's taxonomy places the organism in Eukaryota, Metazoa, Chordata, Actinopteri, Characiformes, Serrasalmidae. The record is from RefSeq and is a predicted model, not a curated record. The transcript is spliced from 5 exons. Gene Ontology annotation, cellular component: plasma membrane; endosome.
AUAGACGUGUGUUGUGUAGACGGUCCGCUUUUCUGCACGGUCGGUAUCUCGAGCGCACACAGCGCGAAGGGGCGGAGAGUAGGCUGCUCGCAGAAACAGACACAUGCAGUACACGGAGCGGACCAGCGGCAGCAGCGCGGAAACAGUGGUAGCUAUGUCAGAUGAAAUGAGUGUCGCCCUGCUCCCAAAUGCGGACGCCCCUGAUGCCCCUCCACUCAUGGCUCCUGGCCGACCCACAGUGGCCAUACUGGGGUCUGGUGACUUUUCACGUUCUCUGGCUGUGCGGUUGGUGGCGUGUGGUGUCAGCGUGGUGGUGGGGAGUCGCUGUGUGAAGCGCAUUGCUCCUGGGCUUUUUCCUGAUGCUGUGGAACUGAAGGACCAAGAAGGAGCAGUAGCAAGAGCUGAUCGGCUGGUCUUUCUGGCUCUGUUCCCUGAGCACUACCCCUCUCUGCUGGGCCUGAGGGCUUCACUAGCUGGGAAAGUCCUUGUAGAUGUGAGCAAUGCCGUGAAGCUGGGCAGAAGCAGGCUAUCUAAUGCGGAGCAGCUGGCUGAGAUGUUCCCAGAGAGUGUGGUGGUUAAAGGGUUUAAUGUGAUCUCCGCCUGGACACUGCAGACCGGUGCACAAGACGGCAACAGACAGGUGCUGCUGUGCAGUGACAGUGUGGAGGGAAAGAACGAAGUGGCCCAACUCGCCCGCCGUAUGGGCUUCCACCCAGUGGAUCUAGGGGGCCUGCGUUUUGCCCAAGACCUUGAAAGUGUGCCCCUGGGUCUCUUCCCAUUGUGGCGUGGACCUGUUCUCACUACCUUCCUUCUCUUCCUCUUCUUCUACGGCUAUGGGUUUAUUCGAGGCAUCUUGCUCCCAUACCUGGCCAACGGACGCAAUGCCUUCUACCGCCUUGCCUUUGACCUAGUGAAUGAGAGCCUGCCAGCUGUGGCUCUGGUCACCCUAGCACUGGUGUAUUUGCCAGGUCUGUUUGCAGCUUGGCUUCAGCUGUGGAGGGGCACCAAGUACCAGCGCUUCCCCUGCUGGCUGGAGGGCUGGCUCCUGCGGAGAAAACAGCUGGGCCUGCUGAGUUUCCUCUGUGCUGCUCUGCACGGAGUGUACAGCCUCUGCCUCCCGCUGCGCACUGCUGCACAGUACAGACUCAUCAAUGCUGCAUAUACACAGGUGAAGGCAGGUGUAGAGGAACCGUGGGAUGAAUUAGGUGUGUGGCGCUCUGACCUCUACCUGUCAUUUGGAGUGCUGGGUCUGAGUGUCCUCUCCCUGUUAGCUGUCACUUCUCUCCCUGCAGUGGGGAACAUCCUUACCUGGAGAGAAUUCACCUUUGUUCAGUCCGGACUGGGUUAUGUUGCUCUGACACUCUCUGUCACGCAUACACUGGUGUUUGGCUGGAACUUCGCCUUCUCUGCCCAGGCAUAUGCCUUCUACAUGCCGCCCAGCUACAUGCUAGCUGUAGCUCUGCCAUGUGCCGUGCUAGUGUGCCGCUGUUUCUUGCUGCUGCCGUGUAUCUCUGGCAGGCUGGCACGCAUACGACGGGGCUGGGAGAGCAAACGCAAGUGCCCUGUCUCGCAGCACCACCAUGUGGUGGCUAACAGUACAUGUCCAGAAGUGUAAGAAAGCAGGUCAGGUCAGACUGAGGGAGCUUUCCUGAUCCAGUGUUACCCAUGUUUGUUACUUGGUAUGAAUACAUCCUUUAUAUAAGGACAGUAUCACUCCUAUUUCCAAAGCUUAAUGUUAAGAUUCAUAGGACUUUGUAGCUCAAGUUGUUUAUUUAUUUUGUCACACAAGGGCUAUUGAGCAGUCUUGCUCUUUUAAACACUGGCAUACUGGAUGGAUGAGUUGAAGAGUAGGGCUAAGUAUUAUGCAGAAUUUUUCAACACUGAUACUUUGACACCUGACUGGUAUUUUUUUUUCCAAGAACUUUAUUAUGAAUAAAAAACAUAUAUUAAACAUUACAUUUCUCUAAAUAGUAUUACAAAAAGAAA